This is a messenger RNA of Neodiprion fabricii, 1938 nucleotides long. Its product is annotated as putative inorganic phosphate cotransporter. Gene Ontology annotation, molecular function: transmembrane transporter activity. Lineage: Eukaryota; Metazoa; Arthropoda; Insecta; Hymenoptera; Diprionidae. The record is from RefSeq and is a predicted model, not a curated record. The transcript is spliced from 3 exons. The coding region runs from base 42 to 1550 and encodes 502 amino acids. Gene Ontology annotation, biological process: monoatomic anion transport; transmembrane transport. Gene Ontology annotation, cellular component: membrane.
UUUCCAGUUAAAAAUUUCCUCGAUUCAUUGAUUCCUCAAAGAUGUUCUCCACGUGGAAAAUUUGUUGUGCAAGAAUACCCCAGCGAUGGGUACUCACGGUAAUGGGAUGUUUUGGAAUGAUGAACGUCUACACAAUGAGAAUUUGCCUGUCUCUGGCAAUCACUGAGAUGGUAGCCACCACAGAAGCUUCGAAGAAUGACAUUUCAUACGAGUCUUGUCCUUCAGCUAAUUUCACCUCAUCGAAUAUUACAAGCAGUGAAAGUAAAGAUGGCACUUACGAAUGGGACGAAUACACGCAGGGCAUAAUUCUGUCGAGUUUCUACUGGGGCUACCUGAUCACAAGUGUACCAGGCGGAAUACUGGCCGACAGAUUUGGAGGAAAGUACACACUAGGCAUCGCGGUACUGUCAACAGCUGUACUGACCCUGCUGACACCAUUGGUAGUCAAAUAUUACGAGGCAACGGGUCUGAUAGUGUUCCGUUUCCUGACUGGGGUCAGCCAGGGAUCCACAGUUCCAGCCAUCAGCGUCCUAAUAGCCCAAUGGGCGCCACCGCAGGAGAGAUCCAAGCUCGUUACAGUGGCAGCGUCGGGAAUGGAGGUCGGAUGUGUCCUGGGAACGGUUCUCUCCGGGUUCCUGAUACGCUACUCCUCGAUCGGCUGGCCGAUGGUGUUCUACGUCUACGGCGGGAUGGGAGUCCUCUGGUUCUUGGCGUGGAUCUUGUUGUGCUACAGCGAGCCGGACGUCCAUCCGUUCAUAACGGAAGCGGAACGGACGUACCUGCACGAAAUGACGAUCGAACACACGCACAAGAAGACCGGACCAACCCCGUGGCGGCAGAUUCUGACCUCGGCUCCGGUCUGGGCUCUGAUUGCUGGUGAAAUGGGCUUCUCCUGGGGUUUUUACAUGGUACUGACCGACCUCCCAAAGUACAUGAACGAUGUCCUCAAGUUCUCGAUACAGGCGAACGGGCUUCUGACCUCACUUCCUUUCGCCGUUAUCUGGCUUGAUGGCAUAGCAUCCUCUUGGCUCGCUGAUUGGCUCAUAGAAGCUGGCAAAAUGUCGAGGACCAACGUCCGGAAGAUUUGCACAAUAAGCGGAUCCCUCUUUCCGGCGAUAUUCGUCCUCGCUGCCUCAUAUGCCGAAUGCGACCGCGUUAUGGCCGUCGUGUUCUUCACGGUGGGCAUAGGGUUCAUGGGAUCGUUCUAUCCGGGCAUCAUGGUCAAUCCCUUAGACCUGAGUCCAAACUACUCUGGAACCCUAACCGCCAUCGUAAACGGAAGCGGCGCUCUUGCCGGGAUCCUGGCACCCUACGCGGUAGGCGUUCUCACACCUAAUCAGACCCUGUUGGAAUGGAGGAUCGUGUUUUGGAUCACCUCCUCCAUCUUGGUAGCGACGUCUACCAUUUAUGGACUCUGUGCUGACGGCGAAGUUCAGUACUGGAAUGAUUCAGAGUUUGUUUCGAAUCAUCGAUGGAAGGAUACUGGUAUCAACGCCGAACAACGCAGGGUCCGUAACGACGAUUUGUCACCACACAAGCAUGAUCGUUAAUUGUGUGCGAAAUAUUUGCUGUACAAAAUGACAUGCAUAUGCUUAUAGUCACUCUGAUUAUCCAGGAAGUAAAAUUCUUAUACUGCCAACUUUUAUUCAACCCCUGUUGAAAGAAAGCUCAACUUUCAAUUUUGAAAGAACUUUGCAAACAGGUACUAGGCACACGCGACUGCAUAUUGAGUUGCCUGCCAAAAUAUUUCUGGGCAACGUUAAUUCUAAAUUUUGUAACACGGAUAUCGGAUAGAGGUUGAAACAUAAUAUAUUCUUGAAAAUACAGGCAGCCACCCUAAAAACUGAUGUCACAGAUAUCACAUUAUGUAUACAUAUGUAUAAAUAAAUAUGCAAAUAAAAGGUAUGUGUACUUCAUUGCAACCGCGAAUAGCAGAAG